CUCUAAAGAACCAUUUCAGAGUCAACCUGGCAGCGCUGGCCUCCCAAAAACAUCUGCUUGCCUAUCAAGAGGCUUACCCGUCUCGCAUGCGGUCAGUCUCUAACAGAAGGAAGGUUCCGUGUCCAAAACGCACCAAAGGAGAGUAGGGGGGGUUUGGGGGCUGCUGUGGAUUAGAUUGGUCUAAUAAAAGAGUUGAUUAAUUGAAAGGCAGAUUAGGGGCCCGUGAAGGAGACUGUUUUUCUUGCAAACAUGCUCGGGAUUUGAAAUGAAUUGAUGAUAUGUGUAGCAUUCUUCAAGCGUGUGGCAGUGGAGCCAUUGAAAUGCUAAGCAAACAGCUUUUGUUCCUGGAAAUGGUGUACAGUCACUGUAAAUUGGUUAGUAGCUACAUGUCAGGCAUCUUUGAAUACGCAUCUGUUUGUGUGCAUUACCUCCAGAUACACUCACACACUUAUGCACAUAUUGGCGUAAUAAAGAUGACCCACAGAGUUUGCAAUCAGAGAAGACGUGUAACUGUAUACUGAGUAUACACUAGAAAGCUGAUCCCCUCUCAGGCCACUACGACUGGUGCUGGGGGAGGGCUCUGGUUACCCAGCUUUGUGUCAAAACGGCAUCAGCUAAGAGUUAGAGACUGAGAGGACAAAAGCAGGAUCACUAAAGAACGGGCCUCAAGUAAGAGUCUACGAUAUUACAAUAUAGAAAGACGGGAGAAAGGGUUACAUAAAACAAGAAAGUUUGGAGGAUAGGACGAGAGGGGUCAAAAUACCAAUAAGGGUAGUGAGUGAGCAUUCGUAACCUGGAAUCUUAUUUGGCAUUUUAGGGACUGACAUGCGAGUGCUCUCUGAGAUCUCUCAGGAGAGCCAUUUAAAGGAUGUGUCUGUCUGAAAGACACAAAUAAAGCUGGACAUCCAGUCUGAAAAGAAACAAACAUGUGACUGAAGUAAAAUGACUUAAAAGAGGACAAGGAGGCGACAAAUUAAUCAAACGUCAAGACGAGGCAUCGAGAAGAAGCGGCUUGGUUCUGGAGCAACAUCUCUUUAAGAGAUCAGAAGUCCCAUAAUCCCAAAGGCAGGCACCGGAGAGGACGAGAGACAGAAAAACGAAGGUAAAUUGAGAAGGAGAGGCAAUGAGAAAGAGGAAGGGGGUGAAAGAGGCACAGAGGAAGUGGAACCAUUGGGAUCAGGGUGACGUCAACGGCUCUCUGGAUUGAGGUGUUGAGUCCUCCUGAUUAUAAUCUGAACUGAUUAGGAAACAGAGGAAAAAAAUCUCCAGAGCAUUUGCACGCUCCCCAGGGAGCAAGACGUCUUUUAUACAGAGGAGAGGCCAAGGAACGGGAACGAAACCAAUAGAGGACCAGGGUUACUUGGGAAGAGAUUUUAAAAAACAUUUAGGCCUACAGCUGAAAAAAGAAGAGGCUACAUUAAGGAUAACAAACUAAAAGUCUGCAGGCUUUUAAUAUUAAGUUUCUUUUCUGGACUGUGUGGAUUUUAAAGCCAGGAUGCCCUCCAAUGGCAGUAAAGCCCUUAAGCUACAAUUUGGGCUUAUAAAUCAUGAGAAUCGCUAUCUAACAGCAGAGGCCUUCGGGUUCAAAGUAAACGCAUCAGCUCCAAGUCUCAAGAAGAAGCAAAUAUGGACCCUUGAGCAAGAAAACCAGGACGGUCAAGUGGUUUUCCUGCGCAGUCACCUGGGUCGCUACCUGGCCUCCGACAAAGACGGCAAAGUAAGCUGCGAGGCUGAGACAAAAGAAAACGACUGCCGCUUCCUCAUCGUGGCGCAGUCAGAUGGACGCUGGGCCCUUCAGUCCGAGCCCUACCUGCGAUUCUUUGGAGGUUCAGCGGACUACCUUUCCUGCUUUGCUCAGACCAUCGGUGAAGCCGAACUAUGGGCCGUGCACCUGGCCCUGCACCCCCAGGCCAGUCUGCUCAGUGUGGCCCGCAAACGCUAUGCCCACCUUGCAGCCCCCGAGGGAGAGAUCGCUGUUGACAGCAACAUCCCAUGGGGUGUGGAUGCUCUUCUAACUCUCGUGUACAUGGAUGGCAAAUACUGUUUAAAGACCAGUGACAGCCGUUUCUUGACCAAUGAUGGGAAACUGUCCUCUGAAAGUGGCCGUGGGACAGGUUACACCUUGGAACUGAAAUCGGGCAAGUUGGCCUUUAAGGACUAUGAGGGGAAGUACUUGACCCCAAUGGGGCCCACUGGAACUCUGCGUUCCGGACGCUGCUCUAAACCUGGCAAGGAUGAACUGUUUGAUCUUGAGGAGAGCCAUCCACAAGUGGUGUUUCAGUCCGCCAAUAACAGAUUCGUCUCCAUCCGACAGGGAGUGAGCGUCUCAGCCAAUCAGGACGAUGAGACCGACAUGGAGACGUUUCAAAUGGAAAUCGACAGAGAUUCGAAAAAGUGCACGUUUAGAACCAAUGAAGGAAAUUACUGGACGCUUGUGUCUCACGGAGGCAUCCAGUCAACAGCCACAGAAGUCGGUGCCAACACAAUGUUUGACAUAGUGUGGCUUGGUCGACGGGUGGCACUGCAGGCCAGCAACGGAAAAUAUGUUUGCGCCAAGAAAAAUGGCCAGCUUGCUGCUGUCAGUGACUCUGCGGGUGAAGAUGAGCAGCUUAUUCUGAAACUGAUCAACAGGCCCAUUCUGAUUCUUAGGGGAGAGAACGGCUAUGUGUGUCACCACAAGAACUCCAAUACGCUGGACGCCAAUCGUUCAGUUUAUGACAUAUUUACACUGCACUUCAAUGACGGUGCAUAUCACAUUAAAGGUGCUGGUGGAAAGUUCUGGUAUGUGUCCAACAGUGGCUUGGUGUGUUCUGAUGGAGACACACCAGAAGAUUUCUACUUUGAAUUCCUAGAGCACGGACGAAUAGCCAUAAGGGGUAAAAAUGACAAAUACCUCCGUGGGGACCAAGGGGGCAUCCUGAAAGGAGAUGGGGAGAUCGCAGACAGCUCUUCUCUCUGGGAAUACUGACACAUUGUGGACAUUUAAGGAACUGUCACUCUGUCACGUGUUGGAUUUACAAUUGUGAGGCAACCAUUUGGUACAUUUGGACAUCUUUGUUUUCCUGUCAGUCAGCAUUUACUGUAUUGUCACUAUUCAGCACAUGGAUUACAUGUUUAUAUCAAAUCUGUUUUUGGAGAAUGUACACACAAGCAAUGUUUUUAUUUAUUGUUGUUUUUUAACCCUUAAUAACUCUUUAUCUGUUUGUUUUUAACCCUUAAUAACUCUUUAUCAGUUUGUCUUACAUGUUAUAAUUUGUUACCCUUGUCAAUGUCAUUUCCAGGAAUGCUUUUUUGUGCUCUGGGGUGACAGACUGCUGUGUUUGUUAUAUUGACAUAAAGACAUAGAAAUAUAUUUGCAUAUAUAGGGUUGACAAAUAAAGUCUUUUAUGUCAUUUCUUUAAGCGUUCUAGAAAUCAACAUGCAGGGAAAUGAAAAACCAAGUGAGAACAGGCUACACAAUAAUUACUUUUAAAUUUAGUCUUUCCCAGUGAAAGGAAUCAGUAUUAAAUCCAUUUAUUCCCUAUUAUGAUUUAAUGUUUAUUUUUUUCUUUCUUUAAUCCAUCUGGAAAGAUUUUACA
Messenger RNA from Triplophysa rosa, 3578 nucleotides. RefSeq names its product fascin actin-bundling protein 2b, retinal (gene fscn2b). The record is from RefSeq and is a predicted model, not a curated record. Gene Ontology annotation, biological process: actin filament bundle assembly; establishment or maintenance of cell polarity; cell migration. Gene Ontology annotation, cellular component: actin cytoskeleton; cytoplasm. The transcript is spliced from 6 exons. NCBI's taxonomy places the organism in Eukaryota, Metazoa, Chordata, Actinopteri, Cypriniformes, Nemacheilidae. Gene Ontology annotation, molecular function: protein-macromolecule adaptor activity; actin filament binding. Bases 1496 to 2968 code for a protein of 490 amino acids.